GAAAGCUUGAGCGCAGUGUCCCUCAGUCACACAGCAACAUUUACUCAUUGUUCUCUUCAAAGAGUUACUUUAGGAAAGGGCCUGGAUAUGGCUACGUCUAUACUUGGGUAAAAAGCACAAACUUUCCCUCCACACACAGGAAGAGCCGCGGUUUGGAACUACCCCUUUAGCUAUGCUGGCUGCAACCUGCAACAAAAUCGGCAACACCAGCCCCCUCACAACUUUACCCGACUCCAGCGCGUUUUCCAAAGGCGGAUUUCAUCCUUGGAAAAGAUCUUCGUCGAGCUGCAACUUGGGGUCCAGCCUGCCAGGAUUCACGGUCGCGACGAGCCGAAACACCUCCGGAUUAACGACCACCACCGGCACAGGCAACAGCGCUUUCUGUCUGGCCUCCACCUCACCAACGUCCUCUGCGUUCUCCAGCGAAUACAGCAGCUUAUUCUCCAACACGGCAAGCGUUUCCUCGCAGGAGCCCGGACAGUCUGCGUUCAUUUCCAAAGUUCACACGUCGGCAGCAGAGACACUAUACCCGCGGGUCGGCAUGGCGCACCCGUACGAAUCGUGGUACAAGUCCGGCUUUCACUCCACCAUCUCGGGUGAGGUGACCAACGGCGCGUCAGCAUGGUGGGACGUUCACACGAAUCCGGGCUCGUGGCUCGAGGUUCAAAAUCCGGCAGGUACUUUGCAAACUUCACUGCACUCCGGAACCCCACAAGCCAUCCACUCCCAGCUCAGCGGCUACAACCCGGACUUCUCGAGCCUCACGCACUCCGCGUUCAGCUCCACUGGCAUCAGUCCCACGGCGUCCCACCUCCUGUCAACGAGCCAGCACCUGUUGACGCAGGAAGGAUUCAAAACUGUCAUCCCCACUUAUACGGACGCAUCGGCCACAAACGCUAUGAUAUCGGGUGCCAGCUCGGGCAUAGGAACCUCGUCCAGGUCGUCCAGGAGAUAUUCGGGACGGGCCACGUGCGACUGCCCGAACUGUCAGGAGGCAGAGCGCCUCGGCCCUGCGGGUGCCAGCUUGCGCAGGAAAGGACUUCAUAGCUGUCACAUCCCGGGCUGCGGUAAAGUCUACGGCAAGACAUCUCAUCUCAAAGCGCAUCUGAGAUGGCACACCGGCGAGAGGCCCUUUGUGUGCAACUGGCUUUUUUGUGGCAAAAGGUUCACCAGGUCAGACGAGCUUCAGAGGCACCUGCGCACUCACACGGGGGAAAAACGGUUCGCCUGCCCGGUAUGCAACAAGCGUUUCAUGAGGAGCGACCACUUGAGCAAACACAUCAAAACACACACCGCCGGAGGUGGAGGCAAAAAGGGCAGCGACAGUGACACCGACACUAGUAACCUGGAGACCCCCAGGUCUGAGUCGCCGGAACUGAUUUUAGACGGCGUAAACCCCCGGGUCACGGUCAAAGAUCAGUCUCCUCACCACGAGUCCUGAACGUGAUUUAUGACCUCAAAUCCAUUUUCCUCAUAGCUAAAUCGAGACAAGGAAACGGGUCUGGAGUAUGUGAAAAACUUUUAGUAUUCUGCAUUUCCUCGCAAAACGAGUCGACGUGUGGCUCAUAGGCAUUGGAAACAAAUUAAGCGCAACACUGGUUAUUUCUGCUCUGCACAAACAAACACCUUUCGGGACGAUAAGAGUCUUGUCAAGGCUCAGUGUUGUAAAAGCGGACAUUUGGUUUGGAUCAAUGCGCAAAAAGAUGGAGCUAAAUAAACCGCGGCUACCGCUUGAGCUAUAAUUCUGUACAUAUAUCCGCAAAAUAUGUUAUUUUUCCCUGUAAAUGUUACUUAUGAUUGUUUUGUGGUGGAUCCUGAAAUUCAGGGAAUUUUCUUUCCUUUCGACGCACUUUGUGGAUGUCAGUAUGUAUGUUACACAGCUAUUUAAAAUUCAUUUAACCUUUCCUUUACAUUGCUAAAAAUAUAUAAAUGUUUAAUUGUAUAAAGUCACGCUUAAGGCUUUCAUUUUGUAAUUAAAGGGAUUUAAAAUCUAAAGCUUGGGUUGUCUGAAGCAAAUAUUUUCAUCGAAAUUAUUUUUACUGAAUAUAUGGGUAACUUGUAAAAUUUACAGACAAAUCAGUCAGCACGUGCAUUGCAUUUAUCGUGAAAAUGUAUAUAUUAGAAAAACGAAAUAAUGCGUAUAUGUAUAGAGUAAAUAUCAAUAAUCCGGCGCGUUUCCCAGUGCGAUAAAUCAAUAGUUAAUGCCCCGAAAAAGGUUUUUUUUUUGUCCAAAUGAAAACCUUGUUAAAUAUUAUUAAUUAUGACUUGGAGCACAUCGCAGCCCCAUGUGUCUUGUAUUGGAGAUUAGGGAUUCAUGUCUUAUCAAAUAUCUAAUUACUCUCCGCAGACAAUCAUUUGUUCAGUGGCUCUUUAUCGCACAUUUUCCGAUGGGACUCGGUGACAAAGGACCUCUGAAUAUUUAUUUGAAUCGCUCAAAUUAACUGCUUAAAUUUGCAUGUCAAACGGAAAAUGUCCAUCUAAGAGAGCGCUGAAGGCAUAAAGCAUCGUUUAGCUUUUAUAAAACGCUACACUUGAUUUGGUGUUAUGGGAACAGUUUUUUUCUUUCUUUCUUGCCUUUUCUGGAAGCCACUUUUGAAAAGGAAAAUGGGGAGAGGCCUUAUGCAAAUGCCGAAUUUAAAAUGCUCUCGCAGUAAAAUGGUCUUUGGCUGUUAUUUGAAUAUCAGUGGCCCUGUACUGAAAAGGUUCAAGGAUGCUCUCUGACUUCUUUGUGUUUAUCCAGUGCAGCGUCCGAUCCCACAGAAAAACGCGGCGGAAUAAUUACAGCCCGAGCCGCAGCCUGGGAACUCGUUAGGCAUGUGCGUCUGCUCCAAACGCUUUUGGGGUGCAAGGUAAAUUGACCAGAAGGCAAUAGACUAAAAUUAUUUUCAUUUCCUUUUGUGUGGUGCUGAACGACCAGUGGCCUAUUCAGGAGAAAAAUACACAAAUGGAAAUGGUCCAUUAUAAUUUAACGACCUAGCUUUUAAAAAUAUCUGAUAACAUUUUGCAAAUAACUAAUGGAAAUAUGUUUAUAAAUAAUACAAUUGUAAAGUGCAUAAAAUAAAUUAUAUAGUUUCCAAAUAACAUGAAAUUACAAAUAGGCAUACCAAAAAAAAA
Misgurnus anguillicaudatus (oriental weatherfish) is the source of this 3114-nucleotide messenger RNA. RefSeq names its product sp9 transcription factor (gene sp9). Gene Ontology annotation, molecular function: DNA-binding transcription factor activity, RNA polymerase II-specific; RNA polymerase II cis-regulatory region sequence-specific DNA binding. Lineage: Eukaryota; Metazoa; Chordata; Actinopteri; Cypriniformes; Cobitidae. Gene Ontology annotation, biological process: regulation of transcription by RNA polymerase II. The record is from RefSeq and is a predicted model, not a curated record.